GAAAUAUUAAGAAAAUAAAGAAACUUUUGAAAAAAAAUUAAUCAAACGCCAAUUCAUCUUACGUUUCUAAUUAAAAUUUACAUUUAUUCAUAUUUAGGUUAAAUUCAAUUGAAAUCAAUUGACAUUUAAUUUAUUUGAACAUCAAUAUAAUAGAGAUGGCAACCUCUUUUCAAACGCAAAUUCUAAGCGUUUUAGGAAACAAGACAAAAUAUUUAAUGGAAUUAAAGAAGACAUUUGCUCGCCCAUUGAUACAACUUGCAGUAAGAGAUAUAAAGCUAGAACACAUAGAAGAAGGUAUAUUGGAGCGGAUAAGCAAAAAAUAUAAUAUACCUGAAGAUGAUAUAGAUGAAUAUUAUGCUGCUAUUCUUGCAAUUUUGAAAACACAUUUUCGUUUGCAGUGCCAUACUAUUAAACCUACAGAGUUCAAGCAAUGUUUGGAGGAAUUAAAAUUAGCUCCAGAUUGUAUAGAAGAUUUAUCUUCUGUUAUUUAUGGUCCAAAACAGUCUGAUUUACUAUCAGGUUUAAUUCAAAGGACUAAGUUUAAUCCACAGUUGAUAUCAUGCAGAUGGCGUGUGGAUAUUAUUAUUUCUUCCAACAUAUUAAAUAGAGUGUUGGAACCAAACGUUAUCAUGGAAUGGAUCUUCAAUACAGGAGAAUGUAUAAUAUUUGAAUUGUCCUUGGCAAAGUUUCAUCAAUUAAGGCAUACCAUAGCUACUAUCCUCGUGGAAUUGCAAACACUAGAACGGCAUAGUAUUUUUAAAACUAUCCAUUCUAGUUGACAACGAUAAAUGCGAUAAUUUAUUAUCGAAAAUCUUCAAAAUUUGUACGUCAGCUAUUCUUAAUAUUGUAAUAUUAUAUAAAUUUAUUAAUAUAAAAUUAUUACCUUUAUUUUUAAGAUAUUAAUUGCAAUAUAUAAUGUAUAUUAUAUUAAAAUAAGUUAUAAUUAUAUCAGAA
Molecule: messenger RNA, 954 nt
Organism: Odontomachus brunneus
Lineage: Eukaryota; Metazoa; Arthropoda; Insecta; Hymenoptera; Formicidae
Product: COMM domain-containing protein 5-like
Exons: 4
Coding region: 156-779 (207 amino acids)
Cellular component (GO): nucleus
Source: RefSeq, a predicted model, not a curated record